GUGAAGGUUUGCCGCGCUUUUGUUGUCUGCUAAAAAAAUUCCAAACAUGGUUGAUGUUGGAGAACAAACCCGCGAGGAAUCGCCGACAAAGAAGCUCAAAAUAGACGAACAGUCUACUAUUUACAGCAAGGGAGAAGAUUGUAAGCCAGAAUGGAAAGAUGCAGAAGCAAAUUUCGACGAGAAAAACGAUCAUUUGCAAAUUAUGGGGAAACCGGUAAUGGAGCGAUGGGAGACGCCAUACAUGCACAAACUCGCUUCUAUAGCGGCAUCUAACGGCGGCAGAGUUCUUGAAAUUGGCUUUGGAUUAGCGAUCUCGGCUACCAAGAUACAGAGUUUUCCUAUUGACGAGCAUGUUAUCAUUGAGUGUAACGAUGGAGUUUUCAAGCGACUUGAAAAGUUUGCUGAGAACGCAGCUCACAAAGUCACCCCGAAAAAAGGUCUCUGGGAAGAUGUUGUCCCCACUCUUGAAGAUAACUCCUUUGAUGGCAUCUUGUAUGACACCUACCCCCUGUCUGAAGAGACUUGGCACACACAUCAGUUUGAUUUCAUCAAGAAGUAUGCCCACAAGCUCCUCAAACCAGGGGGGGUUCUCACAUACUGUAAUCUCACCUCUUGGGGAGAACUGAUGAAAAAUAAGUAUGAUGACAUCGAAACGAUGUUUCAGGAAACACAGAUCAGCCAUCUUGUUGAAAGUGGGUUUGCUGUGAAUGAUAUAUCCACUGAAGUCAUGGAUAUAGACUGUGAAGAAGGCUGUAAAUACUACAGCCAUAACAAGAUGAUUGCGCCUACUAUUAAAAAAGCUAAGUAAGGUUUACCGUAGCUAGCAACAUUGGUGGGUUCUUUAGAAGAGCUGUUUACCUAUUUAAUAGGUGGAAUUUAUAUUUCUUUUUAAAAGAAAUUAAGAUUUUUCUAAAUGGUUGAGAGCUUAUUUUUUAACAUGCUUUGUUUGUCUUAAAAGCUUUGACAUUUAUUAUUUGUUGUUAUUUUUUUCAAACCUUUCAAAAACACCUGUGUUUUAUACAAUGUCUCAUGCUGUGUUUUUGUCACAGUUGAAAUAAAAAAACAUUUAUGAGUUGUCCUUGGAGUGUCAGGGGCAGCAGGGGUGAAGAGGCGGGGGGUGGGGUGGGAGGAAGUGUGGUGGUUGUUUCGAGUGGGGCUGGAGAGUGCCACUAAAAAUUAAUAAAAACAGUUUUUAAAAUUUAUAAUAUCGUUUUUUAUUGAGCAAUAUAUUUGAACAUGUAAUACUUUAUUCAUAUUGAGGUAAAGCAUGACGUGUCAAAAAAAGUCACAUCCGUAAAAAAAUGUAUGUUGGGGGUGGGGGGUUGCUUCCCCCUUCCCUUUUUAUGGUGGGGGCAAGCGCCCCUCCCCGUCCGCCGCCCCUGAAUAUGAUUUUACAAAAUUAAUAAAACAGUUAAAAGCAAUCAAAA
This is a messenger RNA of Nematostella vectensis (starlet sea anemone), 1427 nucleotides long. Its product is annotated as guanidinoacetate N-methyltransferase. Gene Ontology annotation, cellular component: cytoplasm; nucleus. NCBI's taxonomy places the organism in Eukaryota, Metazoa, Cnidaria, Anthozoa, Actiniaria, Edwardsiidae. Bases 47 to 808 code for a protein of 253 amino acids. Gene Ontology annotation, biological process: creatine biosynthetic process. The transcript has 2 exons. Gene Ontology annotation, molecular function: guanidinoacetate N-methyltransferase activity. The record is from RefSeq and is a predicted model, not a curated record.